Messenger RNA from Trichophyton rubrum CBS 118892, 1789 nucleotides. RefSeq lists its product as uncharacterized. Bases 416 to 1789 code for a protein of 457 amino acids. Lineage: Eukaryota; Fungi; Ascomycota; Eurotiomycetes; Onygenales; Arthrodermataceae. The transcript has 2 exons. The record is from RefSeq and is a predicted model, not a curated record.
CAGAAGGAGAAGAAGAAGGAGAAGAAGAAGCGAAAAGGCCGAGCGAGACGGACGAGAAGACAAGCUAGAAGAAAGAGAGGCAGAAAGAGAGGCAGAAGACGAGCGAGGAAGACGCUGAUCGCCCCUCGAGUCGCUCGCCAGCCCGUCCGCGAUGCUCUGGCGCUGCUGAUACGCCAGCCGCCAAAAAGUCCACAGGGGGCCAAACCUCGACCUCUCCAGCCGCCCAGUCAACGUCCAGCAAGUCCCAGCCUGCAGAAGCGCUGACUCGACGCUCUCCCUCCUCCACGCGCACUGCGAAGACCGACCCGACUCUGCCGCCGCCGCCGUCUGUUUCCCCUCGCCCUCGCCCUCGCCCUCGAACCUUGCCUUUGCCUGCCGUGGACUCGCCGGCCAGCGCGAGCCUCGACAGCCAGCCAUGAACCAGCCGCCCAUGGUCUACCACCACCCUCUGCAGCAGCAGCAGCAUGUCCAACAGCAGCAGCAGCAACAGCAUCUCCAGCAGCAGCUUCACCAGCAGCAGCUCCAGGCGCACCAGCUGCCCGUCUCCUCGUCUGUCGUCGGCCCCCACGCGUCGGCCGCCUACUUCCAGGCCGCCCAGCAGCAGCAGCAGCAGCAGCAGCCCCUGCCUGGCGCUGCUCACCAUCUACCGCCGUAUUACCAGAACCCAAGCGCCUAUCCCCAGCCGCCCGCGUCCUUUCAACCGCAGCAGCAGCAUCCCCAGCUCCAGCAGCAUCUCCAGCAGCAGCACCAACAGCACCAACAACAACAGCCGCAGCCGCAGCUUCAGCCGCAGCAGCAGCCAGGCCAUCUCCCGCAGCAGCCUCAGAUCGUCCCUCAGCAUCUCGUUGCCGGCAGCGUAGCUCCCAUGAUGGCUUCAGCUACCCCCAUGUCUCACGUUCCCUUUACCACCCAGCCAUUCACAACAAACCCGAUCAUUCCCAGUUCUAUACCACAGACAGCGCAUCCCCAGCCUGUAAUGGAUGAUAUAUCCACCCGCUCGCCCUCUGCUGACCCUCAGGCCCAGGGCGGCAUGACGACGGCUAUGCCGUCCUCCAAGGCCAUGUAUUCGACCCCAAACCGUCCCACAUCACAGACACCGGCCCAGAUGCAGGGUCCAUCUCAGGCCUCGCCCCGUUUACCCAGACACCCAGCAGCACUCUUUCACCACAGGCAGCCGCCCGCGAGCGAGCGUGCCCGUGUCACUAUUCUUCUAGACAUCAACUCGGCUCUAUUACAGGAAGUGGUCAACCUACAGGCCAGCGGCAAGGCUGGGCCUGCUUCGAACCAACCCAGUACCACGGGCUCCCCAUCGUCGCCCCAGGACGCCCAAAAGUCAAGCAAUGGGUCUGAUAGCGCAAAAGCAGUUGCGCCUGCGGGAAAGCCCUCGCAGGAAUACGUCGACUGCAUGCGCCGGCUUCAGGCAAACCUCGCCUACCUCGCAACGGUGGCAGACCGCGCAAAGAAGACUGGUGCCACCGGGCCCCAGACUCCCGCUAUCAUGACACCGCCACCGCAUCUCCCCUCGCUCAACCAGCUCUACACGUCUCUCAACGAGCUUUUCACCGCUACCACCACCCCUGGAGGCACCACCACCGCCGCUGCCGCCACUACCACUACCACUACCACUGCCCCUGUCCCGACACCAAUGCCACAAACUGGCAUAGGUAGUCCAAUGACUCCCCAGCAACAACAGCAGCAGCAGCAGCAGCAGAUCUACCGGCAGCGCCAGGGCCAGAUUCAGAUGAUUCAACAGCCCGACUUUUCCUAUCCCGGCUCCGCUGCUGGAUGA